Molecule: messenger RNA, 1738 nt
Organism: Ceratina calcarata
Lineage: Eukaryota; Metazoa; Arthropoda; Insecta; Hymenoptera; Apidae
Product: coiled-coil domain-containing protein 113-like
Exons: 7
Coding region: 111-1409 (432 amino acids)
Biological process (GO): cilium assembly
Cellular component (GO): ciliary basal body; axoneme
Source: RefSeq, a predicted model, not a curated record
UUCUUGUUACACAUUUAACAAAUAAAUAAUUGGCAAAAUGUCGAUUCGGGAGAGUAUAUUUAGUAGUAUAUCGCGGAUGUUCCCAAGAUUCGACGAAGAUAUAAAUUUCGAUGGUACAAUUACACAAUAGAUACAAAAUCGAUUGCUUCGUUUGCAAUAAUAAUACUUCCCCACUUCUAGUGAUGACUUAUGACGAGUUGCAAGAGAUGCACGAAGAUCUUUUGCAAGAAAUCUGGACGAUCACACUAGAGAACGACGUAUACGAACGAUAUCUGACUCGACAAGAGCCUCAAAGUCUCAAAACCAUAUCAAGGCUCCUAGAGAGAGCAAAGAUCGGGCGGAGACUCACGCAACAUUUGGGGCCAAGAUCGUCGCAUAUGAGCUUUCGGGAAAGCGUAACAAGUCUCCACGACAUAGGUCAUCAUAGUACUUUGAGCACGCCCAGUAUGCCGUCAAUAUCUCGUUUUGGAACACCAAGCAUAGCGACGAUGGGUACAAUCGGUGAUACUACCAAAAUCACGAUAGCGCAUCGUAUAGGAAUGUCAAAGAAAGAAGUGGAGGAGAUGCAAAGGAACCUAGUACAGUUCAUACGGAGAGCGACGAGGAAGAAAGCCAUCAUGAGAGCAGAGAUAGAGGAGAUCGAAAUUCGGUUGAAAGAGGCGCAAGAGGCAAAGGAGGAAUUCGAGGAGGAAGUCGUUGUCGAAGGCGUGGAUCCUAUGACGGGAAAGAUACCUGCCGAGCGACUGGUCAGAUUCGUCGAGGAAUGGUUGAGAUCGGCGAGCACGAUAAUAGAGAGGCUGAGAUUGAAGAGCGCCACGGUCAGGAUGCAGAUCAGAAAGGCUACCAGGCAGCUCAUUCAACGGGAGGAGUUGGGCGAGUCGCUCCGCGCCGUUGACUUCUAUAAACUGACCAUCGAGAACCAGGAUUACGUAAAAAUGCUCGAGGAGAAGAGCCUGUACGUAAUCGACAUGAAGAGGAUUGCAGGACAUUAUCACUUGAAACUGACGCAACACAAGCAGAAACUGAACGACCUGUUGCUUACUGUGAACAAGCUGAAGGAUGACAUUCUGGCUAAGCAGAAACAGAUCAAAGAUCUGACGGGUAAUUACAAAAUUAUGGAAGUCAAUGUGAAAAGAAUGGACAAAGACUUGAAAUCCUUACUGAACUUUAUGGAGAAUCAUAUAGCUCCGGAUAUUUUGGACUUUAUUCGAUUGCAAGAGGAAUACGCGGAACUGAAGAGAAAGUAUAAACUAUUGCAAAGGCGUAUGAACAUUGAAAAAAUAUUAUAUGAGGAAUAUCAAAAGCAGAUACAGCAGAUUAUAAGGAAAACUCGUGUGGCCGGUGACGAAGACCGAGGAAGGAAAGAGCGGAGGAAAACAUCCGAUACGAUCUACCCAAUAAUUUUUUAAAAGUUUCAUUUAUCUUCCUUGUUAUAUCUAAGAAAUUAUUUUCACUAGUCGAAAAAAUCUUUGCUAGCACAUAAGCGUACAAUUAUAUCUGUAAAAAAAUUACUCAGCACUGUGCCGUCACUGGUUACGCCAGCAAAUAAUUGGAGUUACGGUGCUUGUGUAGAAGAUGAAAAAUAUCAGAAACAAUCGUGCACUUUCCACGAAACGGAUAUUUUUUUAAAGCAGAAGAGGAGUUGCAUGAUCCACAAAUGUACCAGACCGAUUUCGAAUCAUCCAUGACAGAAUUUUUAUGUUGUAUCAUAUUGAACAUUAAAUUUCUUUUAAUUUCU